Messenger RNA from Perognathus longimembris pacificus (Pacific pocket mouse), 7472 nucleotides. RefSeq names its product ring finger protein, LIM domain interacting (gene Rlim). Gene Ontology annotation, biological process: protein ubiquitination; ubiquitin-dependent protein catabolic process; random inactivation of X chromosome. Bases 284 to 2110 code for a protein of 608 amino acids. Lineage: Eukaryota; Metazoa; Chordata; Mammalia; Rodentia; Heteromyidae. Gene Ontology annotation, molecular function: ubiquitin protein ligase activity. The record is from RefSeq and is a predicted model, not a curated record. The transcript has 5 exons. Gene Ontology annotation, cellular component: cytoplasm; nucleoplasm.
UCGUUUCCUGUCAUUGCUUGGUAACAAUGGGGAAGAUAAUGGCUGCUUAAGCUACGCCUCAGAGCAAACGCUGGGCAAGAGGCGGGUCUCCACUGGCCACUCGGUCAGAGGCGGGCUUGAGAGCUGCUGCCGGGAAGACGUCCAGAAACCUAAGUGGCGUUGGGUCGAGCUGAGAGUGUCCGCUCCUGAGCCUCAGACCGGAACAGAGUGAAGAAACUAAAAUCCAGUUUGUGUUUCAAUACUAUGUCAUAACAGUCAGGUAAUUUUCCACUUGUUCAUCAAGAUGGAAAACUCAGAUUCUAACGAUAAAGGAAGUGGUGACCAGUCUGCAGCACAGCGCAGAAGUCAAAUGGACCGCCUCGAUCGGGAAGAAGCUUUCUAUCAAUUUGUAAAUAAUCUUAGUGAAGAAGAUUAUAGGCUUAUGAGAGAUAACAAUUUGCUAGGCACUCCAGGUGAAAGUACUGAAGAAGAGUUGCUGAGAAGACUACAGCAAAUUAAAGAGGGUCCACCUCCUCAAAACUCAGAUGAAAAUAGAGGUGGAGAAGCUUCAGAUGACGUAUCUAAUGGUGACUCUAUAAUAGACUGGCUUAACUCUGUUAGACAAACUGGAAAUACUACAAGAAGUGGGCAGAGAGGAAACCAGUCUUGGAGAGCAGUGAGCCGGACUAAUCCAAACAGUGGUGAUUUCAGAUUCAGUUUAGAGAUAAAUGUUAACCGUAAUAAUGGAAGCCAAAACUCAGAGAUUGAAAAUGAGCCAUCCACAAGACAUUCUAUUGGAGAAAAUACAGAAAACAAUAGCCAAAGGCAAGUGGAAAAUGCACAGUCUGAAUCAACAUCUGGAAGACCAUCUAGGUCAGAACGAAAUUCAACUGAAGCAUUAACUGAAGUUCCACCUACCAGAGGUCAGAGGAGGGCAAGAAGCAGGAGCCCAGACCACCGGAGAACCAGAGCAAGAGCUGAAAGAAGCAGGUCACCUCUGCAUCCAGUAAGUGAAAUUUCACGAAGAUCUCAUCAUAGUAUCUCAUCUCAGACUUUUGAGCACCCUUUGGUAAACGAGACUGAGGGAAGUUCCAGAACCCGGCACCAUGUGACAUUGAGACAGCAAAUAACCGGACCCGAAUUGCUAAGUAGAGGUCUUUUUACAACUUCUGGAACAAGAAGUGCCUCUCAGGGGGCAGGUUCUUCAGACAUAGCCACCAGUGGUGAAUCUACAGGACCGGGACAGAGGCCUCCAACCAUAGUCCUUGAUCUUCAAGUAAGAAGAGUUCGUCCUGGAGAAUAUCGUCAGAGAGAUAGCAUAGCCAGCAGAACUCGGUCAAGGUCUCAGACACCAAAUAACACUGUCACUUAUGAAAGUGAACGAGGAGGUUUUAGGCGCACAUUUUCACGGUCUGAACGUGCAGGCGUGAGAACCUACGUUAGCACCAUCAGGAUUCCGAUUCGUAGAAUCUUAAAUACUGGCUUAAGUGAGACUACAUCUGUUGCAAUUCAGACCAUGUUAAGGCAGAUAAUGACAGGUUUUGGUGAGCUAAGCUACUUUAUGUACAGUGAUAGUGAUUCAGAGCCUAGUGCCUCAGUCCCAAGUCGAAAUGUGGAAAGGGUAGAGUCACGGAAUGGAAGAGGGAGCUCUGGUGGUGGUAGCAGUUCUGGUUCCAGUUCAAGCUCCAGUUCCAGUCCUAGUUCCAGUUCCAGUGGAGAAAGUUCAGAAACUAGCUCUGAGGUGUUUGAAGGCAGUGUUGAAGGAAGCUCAUCAGGUGCCAGGCGGGAGGGUCGACACAGGGCUCCAGUUACAUUUGACGAAAGUGGCUCUCUGCCCUUCCUUAGCCUGGCUCAGUUUUUCCUCUUAAAUGAGGAUGAUGAUGACCAACCUAGAGGACUCACCAAAGAACAAAUUGACAACUUGGCAAUGAGAAGUUUUGGUGAAAACGAUGCAUUAAAAACAUGUAGUGUUUGCAUUACAGAAUAUACAGAAGGCAACAAACUUCGUAAACUACCUUGUUCCCAUGAGUAUCAUGUCCACUGCAUUGAUCGCUGGUUAUCUGAGAAUUCUACUUGUCCUAUUUGUCGCAGAGCAGUCUUAGCUUCUGGCAACAGAGAAAGUGUUGUGUAAUUAUGAUCUGAACUCUAAGCUGUGUAGCUGGAAUAGUGAUGGGCAAACCGGACUCGCUUGUUUUUGUCCACUUUUUGAGUGGUGGUUCAAUGUAAAGUGACAACCUGAGUUCAAUCAUUGCUUUCUAAAGAAACCUUGUCCAUUUUCAAAUGUUUCUUAUAGAAUAAAAGAAAAUAUUUAAAAGGCAAUGUUUUAGGGCUUAAAAAUUUGAUUUCAAUAGCAAAUGGUUUGAUAGUUUCUGUUACUGAUAAUUUAGUUACAUACACUCAUAAGUUUUUCCCUUUGUUACCUUAAAAGAUCUACUUUAGCAACGGUUCCCAUCUGUUUCAUGUUGAUAUUUUACAGAUUGCCACAUCAUAGAGAAGCAAAGAAAAUUCCUGGUGAAGGCUAAGUUACAGUAUGUGUUUCACAUUUGGUUACUUGGCUAUGCCAUUUUCAGCUAUUAGUUGACACUUAAGUAAAUCACUUUCUGAAUAUUGUUUAUUCACCUUUCAGACUAGGUGAUGCUGGACACGUCAGUGUAAAUAACACUAAAGUUAGGAUCUUGUAAGUGUAUAACUGUCCUCAGCCCAUCACUGUGGCACACUGUAGAAGGACUUAUAGUUUAAUUGAGCUAUUUAUCUUGUGGAAAUAUUAAAAAAGCUUAUGCUUGUGUAAGUGAAAAAACCACAUUCAUUUGUUUAAAAUUAUGUAAAGCUAUUUUGUAGAGGCUCAGUACUUUUCCAAUGCACUGUUAUAUUAAUGCAUUAAAAAUUGUAAAGUACCUUGCUUAGAAAUGAGAAAACUGCUUUUUGUGAGCCAACAUAGUCAAAACAAAACACACCAAACAAAGUACGAAGCUGCUUUUGUAAGUGUGUAGAUGUCAAGAGCAGAACAUAUCUAUAUUUAAUAUAUCUGAACAGCUACAGUGACAUGGAAAAGAAGAAUUGUGCAGAAUCAAACUGCAUUAAAGAUCAAUGGAAAGCAUAUCAUUUAACUUGGAUUUAGGCAGAAGUGAAAGAUGAGAGAAGAGAAAACUGCUCUGAAUUUUUCAUGAAGAUCUUAAUACAUAUAUGAAGUGGUUUCAUAUAUGAGAGCAGUAGCAGCUUGAACCUAGUAUUCUUCUUGAGUAGGUGAGGCAGAUCAGCAAAUUUGUCAGUGCUUUAUUAGGUUUAAGAAAGGUCACUACCACGUAGCACAAGUUGAUUUUUUUUUCAAGGCGGCUGCUCAAAAAAGGUGUGGUAAAGAGACAGAAAGUCACUUUUAACAAGAAUUGCAGUUGGUACAGAUUUAUUUGUGUGCUAAUUGUUAAGCCUUAGAUUUGCUUUUCAGGAUUUAUAGUGCAAGGUACUACUGCACACCUGUUAAUAUUUCAUUACUAUCUAGCACAGAUCUAACAUGUCACAUUUAAAGACCUGUUGAGAGGGGAUCUUUAGAGAGAACUCUUGGUAAGGAUAUCUUUAAGGACAAAACGUUGUUAAAAAUGAACCAUGUUGGGUUAAUUGAAAUUCCAAGUUUAAUUGUGCUGCCCAUAUAUCAAGAUGACACUGCUAAUAACACCAUCUAUGGACUGCAUUUUGUUUUCUUAGUAGUAAGAAUGCAUUCAUGAUGACCCCAGUCCUCUUGCCUAAUUUCUCUUUUGAGGCUAGUUGGGGUUAGGAUUAAUCUGGAUGUGGAGCAGAUACUUGUUUUUCUGGGAAAAGCUAACCACAGGUCAGAAGAGGAAUUGAACACAUCCUAGGCCUUUAACCAAAAGAGCUAACUACCCAGAAGUAGUCAAAUACUCUACACACUAAAACAAGUCUGCUCUAGCAAAUUAUCUGGCUACUGUCACUGCUACCACCGUAGCUGUAAAGAUUAUUUCAAAGCUCAUUUUUUCAUGUUUUCUAGCUUUCAAUCCUACCUAAGUAUCAAGGAGAUUUGACUUGUAAAUAUGGUAGUUGUUUACUAAGGAUAUGUACUGCUCUUGCAAGAAAAUAAUGUCCAAACAAAGCUUCACUUAUUUUUUUUAAUAUAAGCAGAUUUCACUGUUUAUGGCGCUUAUGUAAUACAUUUAUCUUUCUAAAAGAAUUGUUUGUGUAUAAGCCAGGAUUCCUUUAUAUUUGUGAGCCUCCUUGUCCCCUUUCCUAAGGUAUAAUGGUUUCCAGAUCUACGGGGUAGUCCCGAUUGACUAAAAACAAAUCAAUUUGGACAUGUUUCAUUAUUAUAGGGUUAUUCAUUUUAAAACAACUGCAGCACAUUGUAAGUAUAAAAGAAAGCUGUUGACAACAGGUACCUCCCUAACCUCCCAAAAUUUAUGAAGUAUUCAAGUAAGAGGUAACUCAAGCAGAAUGCUGGUUUUGAAUGUAGAUGAUGAAGCUAUUAAUAAACACUGGAAGUAAAACCUUUUAAGUUUUUAAGUCUUUCAGUAGGAUGCACAUAAUUGAUUUGUGCACACGGACACCUGUUUCAAUAGCACUCAUAUCUAUUGGAUUGUGUAGAUUGCUACUUUUUGUUUUGCAAAGUCCAUGACUGAUACAUACUCACUAGUAUUGUGGACAUUAAAGACAAGGUCAUUUGUACAUGUCAGAUAUACGAUGGGAAACAAAAUUUUUCCCCCACUAGUGUCCAAACACCUAUUCUUGAGGGAACAUUUUCUUGCAAAAGACUUUACAUUUCAUUUUUUUAUCUUUGCACUUUUUAUUAUGGAAAAGUUCCGUCUUUAAAACCUAGUUUGAACUUCAUGCAGUAAUAGGAGCAAAAAAUAGACAAUUUUGGGAGAUUACAUUGUUCAAAGCAUUGUUUAUAACAUAGGAAAGUAUUAAAAGCUGAAUUUCAUUGAAUAUUUUUGAUGGUUUUAAAAAUUGGCUUACUAGUGUGAAACAUUUGCAGUGGGUUUUUUUGUUGUUGCUGUUUCACUUUAAGCUGACAUGGUUGAGCUAAGUACUAGAAAAAAAAUUGAACAAGUUAGAUUUAAGUUUGUGAUUAUGUUAACACUUGUAAGAGUUGUGUUGCUAAUUUGGCGUAAAAAUGAUAGUUAUACCUCAAUGGUGUUAAUGGAGAUAGAAAUUGAGAAAACUGUUCACAUUAGUGUUGGAUGUAGUCUACUGUACAGUUCAUUAAAAGAAAAAAAAAAACAACCAAACCUUUAGCUCCAGGAACCUGCUACACACAGUCUUUAAGAAUAUGAUCAUUUGAAUUUAUUCAGACAUUAAGAUUAGGAAACUGGUUAGCUGUGUUAUCUCAAAUAAUGUGCUCCCCACCCCUCUGGGAAAAUGUCCUUUUUGUGCCAAGUACUCUCUCCUAUUGUCUGUGUCUCAUUGAUGAAGGGUUAUCGUUUACUAUGCUUUGUGUAUAACCACCUGCUUCCCAAGUAUCCACCGCAGAAAAUGGGUUGACCAUCAGUUGACUUUCAGUAUGCUUCCCAAACACUCAUGUGAUAGGAGGUAAAUGUUGCAAAAUGCCUCUUGCCAGGGCUGUUCUUAACAGCUUGCUAGAAUACAGUGGCACCUUGUGGUUGUUACUUUUAUUUUACAGAUGGGAUGGUAUUUUUGUCCACUCUGAUUUUUUUUUGGGGGGGUGAACAGAAGUAAUUUGGAAUUUGCCUUAUUUGAAUUUUUUUAAGUUUUCCCAUUAUGAAUAGAAGCCAAGCUUGUAGGGCACUUUUUUUUUACUAGUCUCAUGAGACUAUACUGAUCACUACUUUCUGAAGUAUUCUGUACCUUAGUAAUAAAAGGUUAAUAAGGCAUGUGUUAAAAUGUUCCUAUGUUCCUCUUCCUUUGGUAUAAUUCUUCAGUAUGUUUAAUAUUGAGUAACAGUGUUAUAAUUCAUUGAGUUAACUAGUAAAUUGUUUUUUUCUAAAACAUUUGGAAAUGUAAACUGAUGUAACAUGCUUCAGUUGGAAAAGUGUGAGGUCUAAGGAACUAGUGUCCAUUCAUUUUGGAAAGCAACUGUAAACAGCUGUGAGUUAAAUGCCUGUUCAUGUUUUUAGCAUUCUGAAGUUAAGAAUUCCCAAGUAGGGACAUUUAAAAAUAUUGUCUACUCAUUUAACCCUAAUUUGUAUCUAAAAGUCCACAGCAUAGGUUAGAACUGUUACCAGGGUGAUAGAACUUAAGAGAAUAAAAGAACUAGGCAUGUCAUUGACACUCAAUUAUAGUGAUGGAUUUGGUUUUGAUUAGGACUUUUUAGAGUUCCACAAGCUGCUGUGUAGUCAUUUGGUUGAAUAGUAGUUAUCUUAAAGACAUGCAGUGAAAGUGAACUCCAUCAUGCCACUGUGCCUUGUUAUUUCAAGGUUCCUCUCAAUUUCUGAUCUUGCAUAUCAAUCCUAAUAGCAAGUUAUGGCUGAACCAGUUGCCCAGCCUUAUGUAUUUAGUGCCCUGUUAGUAACGUUCUUUUAAUUGACUUGAUUUGCAGCUGUGUUAACUGUCCAAUGUUUGGAUUUUACCUCUUGAUAGCUCCAUUUGUACCUGGUGCUGCUUUUAAAGAUGUUAGGGCCAUGUGAUCAGAUAUCAAGUUGAGUAAGGUACGCAAUUGGCCUGGGUAUGUAUCUGUGCCUGUUUAUCUUCUCCCAGGAAGAGAGCUGCUUUGGUAGAUGUUUACGUGGAUUCAUGAAAAGAACUGGGCAGCAGUCUUGGAAAGCUUUCUGAUGCCUGUAAGAACCUAAAGGGAUUUGGAAGGAGAAUAAUAACAAAGGCUGCCUUUGUGUCCUUGAACAUGAAGCACAGAAAUGUAUGCUUUGUAAAGACUAAAGUGAUUGUUAUACCAGGGCUUCCUGACCUCUGGGAGAGAAACUUCUCAAAAAAAUGGGAGAGGAGCACAAAAUGAAAUCUGCUUUAUCUGGUGUCUCAUUUUCUUUCGAUCUAAACCUGAACACAACACCCUUCUCCAAAAUAUAUCCAACAAAACUCCUGGUUAGGAAGCCCUGUAAUUAAAUUUUGAGAAUGUAUCAAUUUUCCUUUUUUGUACAGUGCUUUACACCUGCUAAAAAUAACUUGUUUAAUGCGAAACAAGACCUUGAAAGGUCAUUUAAAAAAGUCAGUUUGAUAAUUAAUAGUUCUUUUAGGAAGAAGCUUUUUCCCUAUGUAAGAUGUCAUACUGCAGAUUUAAAAUAUAGACUAUCAAUAAAAUGCAUGAAGUGAUUAUUUGUGCUUUUUCAUCUCUCCUUGGGAUUUUCUUUUAUUAAAGGGGGACUUUAAUAAAGGUUUUAUAUGUUUUUAUUGCUUCGGGCCAAUGUCACACAGACUUGAUAUUUUCGAAUCAAGUGGAAUUUCCAUGCAACCUUGAUUUUAAUUUCCCCUCUGCUAUGAGUGUGGACGGGUACCAUUUUUGGGGACUUCUUAAAUUUUAUCUGUUGUGUAGUUGAAUGGCUUAAUCUCUGGUAAAAUAAAAGAUUGUAUUCCAAGAA